Molecule: messenger RNA, 1182 nt
Organism: Thamnophis sirtalis
Lineage: Eukaryota; Metazoa; Chordata; Lepidosauria; Squamata; Natricidae
Source: RefSeq, a predicted model, not a curated record
UCCCCUCUUUUCCCGCAAGAUGGCGAUGCUGGCGGAACGUGAGUAUGAAGCCGGUUGAAACGGAGCAGGUAGAAAAUAGCGCGAGCACGUCACAAACUGAAAUGGUCUGUGGAUCCCCGGAACAGUACUUGGAGUAAAGAUGAAUCAAAAUUUGGCCAGAAGAUGUUGGAAAAAAUGGGAUGGUCAAAAGGCAAGGGGCUUGGGGCUCAAGAACAAGGCAGCACAGAGCAUAUUAAGGUUCAGGUGAAGAACAACACAUUGGGAUUGGGAGCAUCUGUGAGCCAAGAGGAUAACUGGAUUGCUCACCAAGAUGAUUUCAACCAGCUUUUGGCAGAGUUGAAUAACAAUUAUACACAAGAUGACCCAGAAUCUACUUACAAAAAUAGAAAGAAAACUUUUAACCUUGAAGAAAAAUCCAAGAUCUCUAAAAAACGUGUUCACUAUGUGAAAUUUGCCAAAGGAAAAGAUCUCUCUUCACGAAGUGAAGAUGACCUAUCCUGUAUUUUUGGGAAACGCAAAGUCAAAAAAAUGCAAGAUGAUGCUGCUACCACAGACUUUCUAGCGGAAGAUUCAAAAAAAGUGAUCGUGCCACCUGACCAAAUAGAUGGGAGCAAUACUGUAACCAGCACUCUUACCGUGCAGGAAUAUUUUGCCAAGCGUAUGAAAAAACUGAAGAAAACUCAACAUUGCACCAAAGUAGAGCCAGGUAAUUCUCCUCCAGCGAUGGUUGAGAAGUUGGAGUGUUUGGAAUCCCAGACAAAGAAGAAGAAGAAAAGACACAAACAUGCACAGGAUGAGGCUGGAGAACCAACGAUUAUCUGCACUGGGAUACUAGAUUCAAGCAGAGAUGAAGUGGACACCCAGAAAAAGAAAAAGAGAAAGAAAUCUAAACGCCUGGACACCAGUAAUGAUCUUAUUUAUAAUGAAUCUCAAAUUGGUAAUCAAAAGGCAAGACAAUGUUCCUUUGAAACAUCUAAGGAAGAGAAUAAUGAUUUAGGAGAGCAAAAAUCAAAGAAAAGGAAAAAGAGCAAAAAAAGUAGACUGGAAUGUAACUGAAGAUGUUGCAUGCAUAAAGCUGAAGAAGAAAUGGUCCAGUUAAUACAAAUCUGCAUGUUUAACUUCAUUGAAAUAAACGUAGAUUUCCAAAUUUACCCAAAUAAAUAAGCAACAUUUUAUAAAACA